Molecule: messenger RNA, 2571 nt
Organism: Nematostella vectensis (starlet sea anemone)
Lineage: Eukaryota; Metazoa; Cnidaria; Anthozoa; Actiniaria; Edwardsiidae
Product: sorting nexin-9
Exons: 17
Coding region: 115-1725 (536 amino acids)
Biological process (GO): endocytosis; plasma membrane tubulation; endosomal transport
Cellular component (GO): plasma membrane; cytoplasmic vesicle
Molecular function (GO): protein binding; phosphatidylinositol binding
Source: RefSeq, a predicted model, not a curated record
GCGACCAUUAUCACGUGACGUCACAUGAGUAAAAUCUAUAUUUGGCAACAAAAGUUGGAAGCAGUUUACGAUCGAAGGAUGGUGCCGAAGUAAAAUGUCCUGAGACCUACGAAAAUGGCGGGGCAAAAGGUUCGUGUUUUGUACGAUUUCGAUGGCGAUACAGCUACCGGAGAACUGAUCGUUUCGGUGGAUGAAGUCCUCACCGUAACUCGUACGGACGUCGGAGAAGGAUGGUGGGAAGGAAUUACACAGAGCGGUAUAAAGGGUUUAUUUCCCGAAGCUUACGUUGAGGUCAUUAGUGAGCCUGUGGCGCCUCCCAUGCCGACAGUACCAAUACAGACCCCAUCUGCACCAUACCAACCCCCACCUUCAAAUGAUUAUUAUGAUGCUGAGGACUUUGAUGAUGAUUGGGACGAUGACACAGGCAGUAGUUAUAGUGGUGGAGACCCUCAGGCAUCGACCAUGCAGCGACGUGACACAGGCUCAUCAAUCCACCGCACUGGGACAGUUAGGAAAAGUAUGAACAGAUUUUCAGUGUUUGUUAAGUCAGGAGGAGAGGCAUAUGUUCUUGGAACAGCUGAAGAGAGUCUUCAAGUUCCACCAGAGGAGACAGUCAGAGUCAUUACAAGGAGUGGAGAGGGAGCAGCGUCCAUUGUAUGGGAACCCAGUUCUGCUCCUUUCACAUGCUCUGUAACAGAACCAGAAAAGAAGAGCAAGUUCAAAGGGAUGAAAAGUUUUAUAUCUUACAAUGUUGUACCAACAAAUACAAUGCGGCCAGUCAGUCGAAGGUUCAAGCAUUUUGACUGGCUGUACAACAGACUGGUAGAUAAAUACACUUUGAUCGCUAUACCUCCCCUCCCAGACAAACAAAUCACAGGCCGGUUCGGUGAGGAUUUUGUGGAGAAGAGACGAGAAAAGCUUGAGAAGUGGGUUGGAAGGCUUUGCCAACAUCCUGUUUUGUCUAAGAGUCCUGUUGUAAAUCACUUCCUGACUUGUGCAGACAGUGAAAAGGAAUGGAAAGCUGGGAAGCGUAAGGCUGAAAACGACAAGUUCACGGGAGGAGCGUUCUUUCGAGCCGUUGAAUGUCCACCAACUAAAUUAUCUUUAUAUGCCAUUGAUAGUCACAUUGACAAUUUCGGCAAGUUUGUUCGUUCGAUGGAGGACAGUGUCAAGAAUAUCGUGGACAGGGGUACAACACACUGUGAGAAAUGUAUUGGUUCGUACAAGACGGAGUACAAGAAAAUCGGCGGGACUUUCACGGCUUUGUCACAGUCGUUUGCCGUCGACGACAUCACUGAAAAUUCGCAGGCUCUUACAAAAGCAGUUGAACACACAGGAAAAACAUAUGAUGACAUUGGAGAGAUGUUUGCAGAACAGCCUAGGCAGGACUUCCUUCCUCUCAUCGAUGGUCUAAAAGAAUAUUCAGGGAUGUUGUCACAGUACCCAGAGAUUUUACAAAUACACAAGGGGACGAUAGGAAAAGUCAAGGAAUGUAUAAAACUUAAAGAGGAUGAGAAAAUGGAGAACGGAGUAGUUGAUACCGUGAGCUCGAGGGCAGAUACCAUCACCGCCGUGUCUUUUGCUGAAAUGAACCAUUUUCACCAAUUAAGAGUUGCUGAUUUUAAAGUCAUGAUGCAGAGUUUUCUCCAGGAGCAAAUAGCUUUCCACCAAAGAAUAAUACUAAAACUUCAAGAAUCCCACGCGAUGUACGACAACAUGCAGUAAAGUGAUUGGAUGGGACGUCACCCUGUGACCGAAAACCCGCAACAAGCAGCGAACCCAACGUGAUACCGACAUUGAGAUUGUGUAGUUUAUUUGAUAUUUUAGUUUUUUUUCUAAUUUUAUAGUCUCUUAUACAAUGACAAAGGAUAACCUAAAGAAAAAGGAGACUUUCUUUUUCCAGUCACUAGGUUUCCGUCCCCUUUUUUUCUAGGAAUAUUCGAAAUCGUUAGAGAAGUAAAGAACGGGAGCCAUUCUCUAGAACAACAUAAAUAAUGGAGUAUUAUAAAUUAGGCAGUUUUAGUGUUUUAAAAAUUAGUUGUUGCAUCAAAUUAGAACUAUGUUGGACGUGGCAUUCAAGUGGACAACACAUACAAAAAAAAGUGCAAUCAUAUGCGAGAGGGUCUGGGUUCUUAAUGGUUCAGGAGGCUGGCCCUGUGACGUCAUUUAGUGAACAGACCUUUUGACAUUUAGUGUUGUACUUCUGGUUAGAGUGGUUCCCAAAAACCCAUGAAGUGAAAAGUAUUUUUACAGGGAUUACUGCUUACAAUAAGGCGAAUUUAUUCGCUAAGUGUUUCGGCGGAUUUUUGGGAAUCACUCUUGCCCUAGUCAUUCCUCAUGCCCUUACUUCUCAAUGUAACGAGCAACACAAAAACAGAGACCCCGUUGUGUCCUUUGGUUGUAGCCUGCCUGUUGAGUUACCUUUGUCUCAAUAUUUGGUCGUCUCCAAGCAGUUGCUGCCGUAAAAGCUUCAUGAAAACCAUUGGUUUUAAUAUCACUAACGCCUGUAAUGCGCUACGAAAUCAUGAAAUAACUAUUUUAAAGAUAACAAAUAAAUGAAUAGCAACUAUG